CCUGCUCACCAUCCGAAGGCUUCGAACGAACCGUUUCCAACGCUCUCCAGCUGACACGCGCUGUCAUAGCGCCACGGCGGCGUCUCGGUUUACACAAAAACGAAAUCGCGCGACCUUGCGCUGUUCGGGUAGGGGGGGUAGCAGAACCGAAUGUAACCUCGAGGUAAUUCAAGGGGUGGUGGUGCAGUGCCGUAGUGGCAUGGUGGAUGGUGGAAAUCGAACCGACAAACGUUUACGUAAACACGUACGCCUCGUGCGCGGUGAAGAACAUCCGAAAUGCGCUCAGCAGCAGCAGCAUCAUCAUCGUCUCGCUGAACCUGUUUGGCCGUCGUUUGUUUACAACCGUAGCGGAGGCUGCAGCUUAGUGGAUUCGCAGUAGGCUACCCCGUGGUCUCCCGUCGCGUGCUACAGACCAAGCAAGCAAGCAAGUGGUUCCCAGUGCAGUGAAAAGAAGGCUGGUUGCGGUAGUGGAUGCCCCAAAAAGGAGUAAAAGAACUUCUAUUUAUAGCAUUCGCACAUGGUGUGCGCGCUCGCGGGGACGGUGGCGCGGUGCGGUAUGAGUUGUUUUUGUUUUUUUCCCGAAGCCGCAUACGUAACACGUAACCCCGUGCAGAAGACAGAUAGCUCGCAGUGGUACAAACGCGAAUCGUGAUCGUUCUAGUGGUGAUGACGAUGGUGUACCUUGAAAUCGGUGAACCAAAGUAACCGCUGGCAUGGUCUAUGCCAACGCCAACCCGGUUCCUGUUCCCGUUUGAACGUUCCUAGAGGAUUGCUCGGCGUCGUGUCACGCCGCAAACGCACGACGAUCCAUUCAUCGCAUUCCGCGUGUGGUGCUUCAAAGAACGGCCGCAAAGUGUGACUUUGUUGAGUGAAUGUACUUGUGUCGCCGCAUCGUCACACCUUCCCGAAAUACCCGUGGGCCAAGCAUGAGUGUGGCCUUCACCGUUCGUUGAGUAGUUUGUCAACUCGUUCCGAGCCCCGAACAGCGAAGCACGAUAACGUAACGUUACGCUACAGCCGGCGUAGCUUCUUCUUCGCAAAAGGCGGAAGCACUCCUCAGAAGGCCAAAGCGAAGAAGGUUCGGAUCGCCGGCGGGGUAUGGAACGAUCAGCUGUAGCUGUAAUCGAUCGCCGUUGAUGUUGUUGUUGCUGCCGCAGCCGUUGGGUUGCUGUGGUGGCGUCUUUACGGCCAUCUCACGACGUCCGUGCGUGCACUCUGUUCUAACCGAUUCACGCCGUGCGUUUAGCUAGAAAGUGCCACUAUCCUCUCGUCGCUGUUGUUUGCUCGAUGGUGAUAUAACACGCUCAGCAGGGUGGUGCGCGAUUUGGUGGCCCCAUACAAAAAAGCGCUGUGUGUGUGCUGUGCGUGCAUUCCAGCACGUGCUCCGUCAUCCCUAUGAGAGCGGUUCCUAUGCAUACCGUGCUAGCGGCCUACUUCACCUUUGGUAGCCAGCAGCAGCAACAGCAGCAACUACAGCAGAGAGUGAGGUGAAACGAAUGCGCGCAGCGAAAGUGUUGUUGCGAUCCGAGUGAGCCGCGUCUGUAGGACUCUGCACGCCUCUUGGGCCUCUUGGGGAUUCAAGGUCAAAAUCAUCCUCAGUAGGCAGCGCGAUGGAUCGUGAAAAGAACGAGGCGUCUUCCAACUCGGGCAUAGCAGGCGGUGCGGCCGGAUGCAUCACGCGCUUCAUCUGCCAGCCGCUCGAUGUGCUAAAGAUCCGGUUCCAGCUGCAGGUGGAACCGCUCAGCGAGGAGCACAUGACCUCCAAGUACCGCACGAUCGCCCAAUCGACCCGGCUCGUGUACCGUGAGGAGGGACUGCGCGCCUUCUGGAAGGGCCACAACCCUGCCCAGGUGCUGUCAAUCAUCUACGGCGUGGCACAGUUCUCAUCGUACGAGCGCUUUAACCACGUGCUGCGCACAAUCGACACGUUCGAGCGGCACCACAACGCGCGCAACUUUAUCUGCGGGGCCACGAGCGGCACCGUGGCGACGGUGAUAACGCUGCCGCUCGACGUCGUCCGUACGCGGCUGAUUUCGCAAGAUCCAGGCCGCGGGUACCGUAGCUCGGUGCAGGGUUUGAAGCUGAUCUACCUGCACGAGGGGGUGCGCGGACUUUACCGGGGGCUGGGUCCGAGCGUACUCCAGAUUGCUCCGCUGACCGGGGGCCAGUUCAUGUUCUACAACAUCUUCGGCAGCAUGUUCCGACAGUAUUUCAACAUCAGCACCAGUGAGACGCUGCCCGCCAUCGAACUGUUCAUCUGCGGUGGACUGGCCGGUAUCUGCACCAAGCUGCUCGUCUAUCCGCUCGAUCUGGCCAAGAAGCGGCUGCAGAUCCAGGGGUUCGCCAAAAGCCGCCAAACGUACGGGCGGCACUUUGUGUGUGAUAACAUGUUCCACUGUCUCUACAGUAUCGCUCGGCAGGAAGGGCUGAUCGGACUGUACAAGGGUCUCUAUCCGGCGCUGCUGAAGGCGUGCUUCAUGUCUGCCUUCUACUUCGCCAUCUACGACGAAAUGGUGCUCAUACUGAACCACUGAUAGUAGUGGGCCCCCCGACCAUCCCCGUCCUCGUUCCUCGCAACGCCUGUGUACUUACACCUUUUCCUCCCCGGAUCCUUCGAGGACCUCGAAUAACGAGCACUAGUGCGAAAUGCCUUGCGAAUGUCGCAUAAAUCUUCAUCAGUACACGUGUAGCCGCUUCUUACCCUCAUUUGGGUGUCCUUAUCAUGAAAAGGAGGGGGCAGAACUGUAGCAAGUAAGAGUAAUAGAGCCUAAAAGCACAACCGGAUCGUCGUCAGGGUCGGUGGUAGACGUGAACUCUAGACUGUUGUUCCCAAUGGCACCGCCGCCUUUGUGCCGGGUAGCUUCUUGUACUUAAUGUUUUCGUUAAAAUCCGCUAGAAGGACCCAGACGCAAAUUAAUUAUUGGUGUGCUGCGGUUUAUCCAUCCCAGUAACAUUAGGCGAGUUUCGAAACUUUGCCAACUAAAAAUAAAACGCGAAAACGAACGAAUUAGGGUGACGGCGAAGCGAGCGACAUUAACUCUCAGGAAGUUUAUAUAAUUUACCGAUAAGAGCCUUGACGGGAAGCGUUAUCCUAAUAAGAUUAAUAUUUGAGUGCUGCUUCUUCAACGUGUUCUUCACACAAACAAAACAGGGUUUGCUACUUCCGGUUCAAACACUCGCCUCGAGUGAGCGUAGUAAAGCGGCAGAGCAGAGGUAGUAACGGUCACUUUAAGUUCCUUUCUAGUUUUAUGUCGCCACGAAUCAUACGUACAGUACCGCGUUCAGGUGUAGCAAGCACAAGGCAGCAUCCCCGAAGGAGGCAUAGUUAUAAGAAACGCACAGUUGAAAAACAGUUCGAAAUACACAUCCACACCGUACACACCGUAGCCAGCGCACUCCCAGGAACCAGUGAAAUGCUUCAAUGCUACUCCAUGUGCUUAUUAUUGCCCCGAAAUGGUUGCUGUUUUGCUUUUGCAUAUCCGCGACAAAACACACAGUAGCCAGAAUGCGAGAGUAUCUCAUGACAAGAUGUUCCAGCGCCAGUACAUCUCACCAAGAAACGUCCCCACCAAAAAAGUUGACCGGAUCACCCGUAGAAGAUUGAAUUGUUAAAAAUUAAACGCAAUGAAGGGCAGAAACUACGCAAACAGCACUAUGUGAUCGCUUAGAGAAAUAUGUAUGCCGCAAGUUGCAGGACGGCAGUGGUGGAACCAUGGACAUGUGCACAUUCAUUCUACAUGCAUACGGCCGUAUGGUAAGCAGCGACAAUAAACCGGAGGAGAAGUGGAUUGAGAUUGUGGAUUCGAUGGACUCCGAAGAGGGUAAAUAAAAGUGUCGAUCAGUGAGCUAUCAGUAUGUUGUGUAUGUCUAGAAGCGAAAUGUCAAUUAGGGCAACAGUGACUGUAAAAUGGUUCUAAUAAUGUUCCGAAUAAACUAUGUAUCAUAUCUUUAAA
Messenger RNA from Anopheles aquasalis, 3953 nucleotides. Its product is annotated as mitochondrial thiamine pyrophosphate carrier-like. Gene Ontology annotation, biological process: transmembrane transport. The record is from RefSeq and is a predicted model, not a curated record. Lineage: Eukaryota; Metazoa; Arthropoda; Insecta; Diptera; Culicidae.